ACCGCCCAGGCGCGAUUUGCAACGCGGGAAAUACUUGCAAAAAUAGGAGCACACAUUGUAUCCACAUUGACAGUGUGAACACAAUUUUUGUAAAUUCAUUAAUUUUUGUGGCAUAUUUUUUAUAAGGAAUUGUGGCACGGUUUUCUACGUCUUUGGAAAUGAAUCCUAUUUUCACUCCUGAUUGAAUAGCUGAAUUUUGUGGGACACUUUCGGUCUUAUAGCUGCCGAACCCAACUUUUUGCUAAAGUUAGCUUACUUUAUAGCAAAGCUUUUUCUUUAGAUGACAAGUGAUUCCUGAGCAUUGUGAUACAAUUUGAGAUUUGAUCAGCUUUUGACACAUUCGUCUUUCAUCUCAACGAUGGCCGAGAACAAGCAUCCUCAAGUUAUUUUUUGCAACGACUCUCCAAAGAGGGUCCUGGUGUCUGUGAUCAAAACCACCCCGAUCAAGCCCAGGAAGAACGAAUCUCUGAUAGCGACCAGCCCUGGAUUCAGCGACUUCAUGGUGUACCCGUGGAAGUGGGGGGAGAACGCCCAUAAUGUGAGCCUGAGCCCGGGCUCCGUAAACGGGGCUGCCUCCCCUACCGGGACCAACACUGCCAGCGAGGCGGACAUGGGUGCCUCCCCUGACCAGAUGAAGGACAGUAAAGAGGACGCUAUUCGGCGUGGCCGCCCGCGUGCUGACACUGUCCGUGAGUUGAUUAACGAGGGGGAGAGUUCCUCCAGCCGCAUCCGCUGUAACAUCUGCAACCGUGUGUUUCCUAGAGAGAAGUCCCUACAGGCCCACAAGAGAACACACACAGGGGAGAGGCCUUACCCGUGUGACUAUCCUGACUGUGGCAAGGCUUUUGUCCAGAGUGGCCAGCUAAAGACUCACCAGCGCCUUCACACCGGAGAGAAGCCCUUUGUCUGCUCUGAGAAAGCCUGCGGGAGUCGCUUUACCCACGCUAACCGGCACUGCCCAAAGCACCCAUAUGCCCGUUUGAAGAGAGAAGACCCCAAGGACGGACCAAACAAGGCCCAGUCUGUAGACAACAAGGCUGUGGCAGAGUGGCUGGCAAAGUACUGGCACACCCGUGAGCAGCGUGCCCCUGUGCCCACCAAGGGGAAACCCCAGGGCAAAGGCGGGGUGGAGGACCAGGAGCAGCAGGACCCCCGGGAGUUUCUCCAAUCAGAUGAGGAGGAAGAGGAGGAGCCAAUGGAGGAAGAGAAGUGCAACGGGGGUGGGGCUGCCAAACGGAGUCUUCAAGAGCAACGGGAGCGUCUCCAUGGUGCCCUGGCGCUCAUUGAGCUGGCUAACAACCUGUCUGCCUGAAACCCUACCCAUAUCCCAGUGUUGAAACCCUCCCCAGUCACUCCCCUUCUGCCUCCCUGCACAAUGUGUUCUGGGUAAAAGUUGUCUGUAGGGAAACAUCUAGGAUAAGCUUACCCUCCCCAAAUACUUAACCAUUAAUGGGGGGAAAUUCUAAGCGGAACUUAGAUCAGUAUCUGGGGUUCUUCUCCAUGUGCAGUGUGGGGCAGGCACAAGCUAAAAGCACCUUAUCCAGCUUCCAAUUGUAUCCUUAUUAGGCUGCUAAGAUUGUAGAUCACAGGUGGCUGGUGGCACCUUAGUUGGGGAGGACGGGCUCAUAAUAAUGGCUGGAAUGCAAUAAAUGGAACAUUCCAUUCUCUACAUUCCAGCCAUUAUUAUGAGCCUCCCCUCACCAGUCUCCUGUGUUGUAGAUGUCAAUAUAUGAAGAACGUUUCACUUUCCUCUGCCUUCUAAAGACUGGAGGAGAUGACCUUUUAAUGUUUAGUUUGUUUUGUUUGCACUUUGGUGGUAACGAGUUAUUUGUUGUCUUUUACUUUUGACGAUAAAGUAUAUUGUGUGAGUAUGUUUAUAUAAUGGAAGUCUAUGUAGAUUUAGCUCAGAUGGAUGGAGUGAUACAGGGUGCGGUCAGUCAUAGGACAGUUUAGGUGUAUCUAAAUACUGGAAAUUGGAUUCCUCUUCUGAUUCUCUGAUCUGGACUGUGACACGAUAGGUGAAAAAGCAAAUGUGGUGGAAGCCUAUCAGGGGAUUUCGCUUCCACCUGUCUAGUUCUUUCAGAUCAGUGCAGGUGAAGGAGAGUAGAUGAGGGGAGGAAGUGACUGUAGAGACUAUUGAGAUGCAACCCAUUGCAAGCCUAAUCUACAGUAGUGGCUAGCUACAAGCUUUCACAAAAAUUCAAGCUCCAACCCCUUCACCUAUUAAAUGUACAACACCCAGAACUGUAGCUAUAACCCUGGAGGGACAACUCUUGUCCUGGAGAGCCGCAGAGUCAGCAGCCGCAGCUCCAUAUCAGCCCUUAACAAACCUGAUCUAGAUGAUCAUCUUAUCACAGGGAUUUAGACCACAGUUAGUUGGGUCAGGUGUGUUAGAGCUGGGCUGGAACAAAAGCCUGCCCAUGCUAUGGCUGUGCAGGCCUGGCGUUGGCCUUCUCCACUCUAACCAAAUUACAUGGCCAGACAUACGGAAGAGGAGUAUUUAAAGUUAUUAGUGUUGCCACCUUUUAUAUUAAAAGAUGCUGGCUGAUUGGAGAUACGGACUUGUAGCCCCAUUGGUGGUGUAUGUACAAGUCUUCUCUAUAAUCAACAUUUCAUAGGUAUUUAUUUCAUCAUGUUUUUUUGUUAACGAUCUGCUAUCACAAGCUGUCUCCGAGUACUGACAUAUAGUUCCAUUGAAGAAUAUAUUGAUCAUCGCCUCCCUAAAAUGAUUUACUAUCUAUCGACGUCAACUUCUAGCCGUAAGAAUUGUACUCCCCUUUGCAGCAGCACGUGUAUCUACAGUAUCUGCUACUACGUUUUGCAUUUAUGGAUUAAGCUUGCAAUGUAACAUGUUUCCACCUAUUAGACCAGUCUAGAGAAAUGGGACAUGUUUCCACCUAUUAGACCAGUCUAGAGAAAUGGGACAUUUUCCUACAUAAAGGAGGGUGUAAUGAAUGCUUGGCGUUGGCAAUGUUUUAUUAUUUGUUAGCAACACUACAUCUCUUAACAUUGUGUAAAUUGCCAAUUGUUUUUAUAUAUAUGUUUUGGUUGUUUUCAUUAGGUUUGUGCUUCCUGCAACACCCAGAUGCUUUGUUGGCCAUAUGUGAUUAAGUGUUGUAUCCCACUGGGCACAUACUGGUUGAAUCAACGUUGUUUCCAAGGCAUAAAAAAAACACGAUGUUAUGACAUUGAAUCAAUGUGCAAAACUGAUUAGAUUUGGAAAAAGUCAUGAAUGUAAAGGACUUUAGGGAAUAUUUGUCUAUUUCACCCAGCUUUUAACCUAAACGACAUGGUUCAAAUGUUUGUUGAUAUUACGUUUCUUGACAACUCAAUCGAAUAUAAAUCAAAACUAAACUUGGCAACAACAAAAAAUGUCCUCUUACUGUCAAGUGCGUUUAUUUUCAGCAAACUUAACAUGUGCAAAUAUUUCUAUGAACAUAACAAGAUUCAACAAAUGAGCAAACGGAACAAGUUCCACAGACAUGUGACUAACAGAAAUGGAAUAAUGUGUCCCUGAGGGGUCAAAAUCAAAAGUAUCAGUCAGUAUCUGGUGUGGCCACCAGAUGCAUUAGGUACUGCAGUGCAUCUCCUCCUCAUGGACUGCACCAUAUUUGCCAGUUCUUGCUGUGAGAUGUUACCCCACUCUUCCACCAAGGCACCUGCAAGUUCCAGGACAUUUCUGGGGGGGAAUGGCCCUAGCCCUCAUUGUCUGAUCCAACAGGUCUCAGACAUAGUCAAUGGAAUUGAGAUCCGGGCUUUUCGCUGGCCAUGGCAGAACACUGAUAUUCCCUUCUUGCAGGAAAUGCACAGAACGAGCAGUAUGGCUGGUGGCAUUGACAUGCUGGAGGGUCAUGUCAGGAUGAGUCGGCAGGAAGGGUACCACACGAGGGAGGAGGAUGUCUUCCCUGUAAUGUACAGUAUUAAGAUUGCCUGCAAUGACAACAAGCUCAGUCCGAUGAUGCUGUGACACACCGCCCCAGACCAUGACGGACCCUCCACCUCCAAAUCGAUCUUGCUCCAGAGUACAGGCCUCGGUGAAAAGCUUAUUCCUUCGACGAUAAACGCAAAUCCGACCAUUAUCCCUGGUGAGACAAAACUGUGACUUGUCAGUGAAGAGCACUUUUUGACAGUCCUGUCUGGUCCAGCGACAAUGGGUUUGUGCUCAUGUGUGACAUUGUUGCCGGUAAUGUCAGGUGAGGACCUACCUUACAACAGGCCUACAAGCCCUCAGUCCAGCCUCUCUGUCUAUUGCGGACAGUCUGAGCACUGAUGGAGGGAUUGUGCGUUCCUGGUGUAACUUGGGCAGUUGUUGCCAUCCUGUACCUGUCCCGCAGGUGUGAUGUUCGGAUGGACUGAUCCUGUGCAGGUGUUUGACACGUGGUCUGCCGCUGCGAGGACGAUCAUCUGUCCAGCCUGUCUCCCUGUAGUGCUGUCUUAGGCCUCUCAGUACAGACAUUGAAAUGUAUUGCCCUGGCCACAUCUGUAGUCCUCAUGCCUCCUUGCAGCAUGCCUAAGGCACGUUCACGCAGAUGAGCAGGGACCCUGGGCAUCAGUCCUUUGGUGUUUUUCAGGGUCAGUUGGAAGGCUUCUUUAGUGUCCUAAGUUUUCAUAACUGACCUUAAGCUGUUAGUGUCUUAAUGACCGUUCCACAGGUGCAUGUUCAUUAAUUGUUUAUGGUUCGUUGAACAAGCAUGUGAAACAGUGUUUAAACCCUUUACAAGAAGAUCUGUGAAGUUAUUUGGAUCUUUACAAAUUCUCUUUGAAAGACGGGGUCCUGAAAAGAGGACAUUUAUUUUUUUGCCGAGUUUAGAUGUUAAAUUGACGUCUGUGUCCAGUGGGAUGACAUGUCCAAUACAUUUUUUUGAUAGAACACAGGUUAAACUGGAACUUAGUUAAUAAUCAAAACAACCCAAGUGUAGUGUAUAUAUCUUGAUGUAUUUUGAACACUUUGUUGAUUAUUUGGUUAAAAAGUUAAGUUUUGGCAGUUAAUAUAUUCUACAACUUGUUUGUUUGAAAAAGAGAAAACAAAUCUCAUGCACACAAUCUACAGUACAAGAGCUUUGAAGUUGAUGUUUAAAUUAUUAUGAAAUUCAUUCUCCCUCCCACCAUGUUAACAGACCAUAGCAUUGUGCGUUUUAGGCCUUGAUAUGAAAUGUUCUGACUUGCUUUGUAGAGAUGACAUUGUUGAUGUUUAAAACAGUUUCUCUUUAUAGGCAGUCCACACUGUUGGUACUUGUUGGUCUUAAAUAAACACCAUCAAUGAUCAUGAUCCAGGAGACAGGUUCAUUCCUUCUAGUUUAUUGCUAUGCUAAUGGUUGGUAAGAGCUUCAUCAUCACUACACUGCAGUUCAGUUGUCCUUGAACAUACAGCUCAAUACACUACAGUAUAUCUCUCAGUACACACAUUGGUUUCACGGGUUGCUUAGUAACCACUAGUGGCCAUUGCCAUU
Molecule: messenger RNA, 5450 nt
Organism: Oncorhynchus masou masou (cherry salmon)
Lineage: Eukaryota; Metazoa; Chordata; Actinopteri; Salmoniformes; Salmonidae
Gene: znf367
Product: zinc finger protein 367
Exons: 5
Coding region: 359-1312 (317 amino acids)
Biological process (GO): regulation of transcription by RNA polymerase II
Molecular function (GO): DNA-binding transcription factor activity, RNA polymerase II-specific; RNA polymerase II cis-regulatory region sequence-specific DNA binding
Source: RefSeq, a predicted model, not a curated record